Molecule: messenger RNA, 2499 nt
Organism: Bufo gargarizans (Asiatic toad)
Lineage: Eukaryota; Metazoa; Chordata; Amphibia; Anura; Bufonidae
Gene: PTER
Product: phosphotriesterase related
Exons: 5
Coding region: 92-1141 (349 amino acids)
Biological process (GO): catabolic process
Molecular function (GO): zinc ion binding
Source: RefSeq, a predicted model, not a curated record
GUUCUUCUGGUCAGGCAGUGCAAAGAAAACUUCUCUCACUUUCCAUGCAAGCAGCAAGCUAUAAGGGAGCAGUCAUUUUGGAGUAAAGAACAUGUCAUCUUUAAGCGGCAGAAUACAGACCGUUUUAGGGCUCAUCCCCCCAGAUCAGCUUGGAUACACCAUGACUCACGAACACUUGACAAUGACUUUUGAAUGCUGCUAUUGUCCACCACCUGCACAUCAAGCCAACUUGUCCGAUGGACCCAUCAUUAUGAAGAACCUGUUCUGGCUAAAGCAAAAUCCAUACAGCAAUAAGGAGAACCUUCUCCUGAAUCAGGAAGUGGAUGCAAUAAAAGAAGAGCUCAUUGCCUUUAAGGCCGCCAGUGGAGGCUGUAUAGUGGAAAACACCACUACUGGAAUCAGCAGAGACGUAAAGACCCUUAAAAUGCUUGCGCAGGAGACUGGUGUCCACAUUAUCUCGGGGGCUGGAUUCUACGUGGAUGCAACUCAUAGUCCUGGGACUCGGUCAAAGUCUGUUGAGCAGCUGACUGAGGUUUUAGUUGAUGAAGUUCUCCAAGGAGCAGAUGGGACAGAUAUAAAAUGUGGAAUAAUCGGAGAGAUUGGAUGCUCAUGGCCACUAACUGACAGUGAAAAGAGAAUUCUUCAGGCGACGGCUGAGGCUCAGACACAGCUUGGAUGUCCUGUGAAUAUUCAUCCUGGCAGAAACAGCGAGGCUCCCUUCCAGAUUGUGCGCAUUCUACAGGAGGCAGGGGCUGAUAUCUCCAAGACUGUGAUGUCUCAUCUUGAUAGGACUAUAUUUGAUGAGAAGACGCUGCUGGAGUUUGCCGCACUGGGGUCGUACCUGGAAUAUGAUUUGUUCGGAACAGAAAUGCUGAACUAUCAGUUUAAUACAGCCGUGGAUAUGCCCAGCGACAAUGACAGGAUCAGAACGAUCAGCUCCUUGGUCAAUGAAGGCUAUGACGAAAGGAUUGUUAUCUCUCAUGAUAUACAUACCAAAAACAGGCUGGUAAAAUAUGGAGGACACGGAUACUCACACAUUCUCAACAAUAUUGUACCCAAAAUGCUUUUGAGAGGCAUAUCCCAGCAAAGCAUCGAUAAAAUAUUGUUAGAGAACCCCAAAAAGUGGCUGACAUUUAAGUAAAGGCUCAUGAUUGGGAGAAUUUAUAGGUUUUUUAGAUAUUCCAAAAAUAUUUCUAAAAAGCUCUUCACUUACAUUUAUAAUUACCAAAGUGAUUCAUUCCUAUGGCAGAAUAGGAAGAAGUGUAGCUUGAGUACCGUCAAGCUCCCUGGCUCAUCCCUACCUCCUUUAAGAUAUGUUUUCCACCGACCGUAAGUCAUCUGCAAAGGGGUUGCCAAGUAGAUGCUACCUGACAAUGGCUCUAGCUGUUCGACAGUUUAAUCCUAGUAAGCAGUCAGUCUCAAAUGAGUAGCAUCAUGCUGGGCUGGUAUUUUGGUGGCCUAGGCAGACUAGGCAAUCUGUGCCGCUAAAUGUACUCUGUAGUUCAGUAACACCAAUUCAAUUUCUAUUUGACAGCCUGCCACAUGUUCCGUUCGGCAGGUCCUUUUGGCAUGUCCCACACAUUGUUGUACCAUUAAAGGGGUUGUCCCAUGAAAUAUAUUCUAUAUUCUUCAAACCAGGACCUAGAUCUGAAUACUUUUAUAAUUGUACGUAAUUCAAAAUUUAGUAAAGCCACUGACUUAUUCAAUAUAAUGCAUAUGUGUAGCGCAAACUGUUGUUCAUUAUUUUCCUUAUUUCUCGGUCCACCUGGUUGAGGCGGUCACACAUGCUCAGUGCUAUCCUUUAACUGCCACCAGCUUUAUCUAUUGUUAAAAGCCGAGACACUAACAGAGAGAGAGAGCUGCUGCAGAAAGGACAUGCUGUCUGAGCUGUGAUGGGGAGUGAGCUUUAGCACAAAGGACAUGCUCCUGAGCUGUGACAGGGAGAGUUAUGCAGCAGAAAGGACACCCCCGAGCUCUGAUGGGGAGAGAGCUGCAGCAGAAAGAACACACCUGCUGAGAAAGGACAUGCCCUCUUAGCUGCUAGCUCGAAAUAAAGUUAGCAAAGCAAUUAGAGGAAUAAUUGUGGAGAUCUCUGGACCCAUGUCAGGUACAGGGCUGGUUCUAGCUUUUUUUUAGAAAGAGUUUGUCAUGUACUAUAUGAUGUCUGAUUUUCAUCUCUCACAUUAAUCAUGGGAUAACCCCUUUUAAAGGAAAGUGUAGCCUGUUGUGUUUUCCUGUACAGUUGAUCAACUUAUUGAUGAGAUAUAUCUGUGGUGUACAGUCAUGGCCAAAAGUUUUGAGACUGACACUAAUUUUGGUUUUCACAAAAUUUGCUUGUAGCUUCAGGUUUUAUGGUGGCAAUUUGUAUUAAAAACUAUGUAUACCUUUGGGCGCAAUUUUUUAUGAUUGUAUUUUACUCAUUUGGGGCUAAAAAUAAUUUUUUUGCAAUUGGUCUUUAUUAAAAAUAUUUAGCUAUUCUGUCACAAAAGGUUAACUGUU